Messenger RNA from Tricharina praecox, 2317 nucleotides. RefSeq lists its product as uncharacterized. The transcript is spliced from 8 exons. Gene Ontology annotation, cellular component: cytosol. Bases 297 to 2060 code for a protein of 587 amino acids. The record is from RefSeq and is a predicted model, not a curated record. NCBI's taxonomy places the organism in Eukaryota, Fungi, Ascomycota, Pezizomycetes, Pezizales, Pyronemataceae. Gene Ontology annotation, molecular function: asparagine synthase (glutamine-hydrolyzing) activity.
GUGGGGGGGACCGAAGGGAAGGGAAGGGGAGAGGGACAAUCGGCCUUCACCCAGCCUAGACCUGAGUCACCAAGCGAGCCAAAAUUUUGGGGCCAGGGCUUGUUCUCUUCCUCUCGUGCAAGUCCGUAUAUAACCAGCUCGAAGGCUCGCCUUUUCCACCCCGUCAUCCGCCUCACACUCCCGUCCACUCGCCGUCCGUCCACUCGCCGCCGUCGUUUACGCAUCUCUAUAUACCCCUCUGACAACACCAGGGCCGAAGACUUCUCUCCAUCCACAGCGAGUCAAUUGCAGCAAAUAUGUGUGGAAUCUUUGCCUGCCACAAGCACCCCGAAGUGCGGAAGUUCAAGCCUCAAGCUCUGCAGCUGGCAAAGGCCAUCCGUCACCGUGGCCCGGACUGGAGUGGAAACAUCAUCGCCAAUGAUACCAUUUUGACACACGAGCGUCUGUCUAUUGUCGGAAUUGACUCCGGUGCACAACCUUUGGUCAACGAGGCGGGUACCGUUUUCCUUGCCGUCAAUGGCGAGAUCUACAACCACAGGAUACUGCGCAAGAAGCUGAAGGGCACCCCCACUUUCAAGACUAACUCUGACUGCGAAGUCAUCCUGCACUUGUAUGAGGAACAUGACAUCGACACUCCCAAGCUCCUCGACGGAAUGUUCUCCUUUGUCCUCUACGACAAGGAGAAGGACCGCACGAUCGCUGCCCGUGAUCCCAUCGGAAUCACUAGUUUUUACCAGGGCUUCUCGUCCAAGACCCCCGGCGCCGUCUACUUCGCGUCCGAGUUGAAGUGUCUGCACCCGGUGUGCGACAAGAUCAUCUCCUUUCCUCCCGGCCACAUUUACGACUCCGCCACUGGCAAGACGACAAGAUACUUCGAGCCGACGUGGUGGGAGCCUAGCCGCGUCCCCACCAGCCCGGUCGACUACAAGAAGAUCCGCACCACCCUCGAGAAGGCUGUCCGCAAGCGUCUCAUGGCCGAAGUGCCCUACGGUGUCCUCCUCUCCGGCGGUCUCGACUCGAGCUUGAUCGCUUCCAUCGCCGCACGGGAAACGGCCAGGGCCCGCGCCAGCGGCACCCUCGCCACCAACGGAAGUGCUAACGGCCACCUCGGUCUGGCACUCCAGCACGAUCUCGUCGGCAUCGACGACAGCGACGAUGAUCUCACCACCAUCACCGCUCUCCCCGAGCUCCACUCCUUCUCCAUCGGUUUGGUCAACUCCCCCGACACCGUCGCCGCCCGCAAGGUAGCCAAGUACCUCGGCACCGUCCACCACGAGUUCAACUUCACUCUCCAGGAGGGUCUCGACGCUCUGCGCGACGUUAUCUACCAUCUCGAGACCUACGACGUGACCACCAUCCGCGCAUCCACUCCCAUGUACCUCCUCUCGCGGAAGAUCAAGGCUCAGGGCGUAAAGAUGGUUCUCUCGGGCGAAGGCUCCGACGAGGUCUACGGAGGCUACCUCUACUUCGUCAACGCCCCCUCCAAGGAGGACUUCCACGCCGAGACCAUUGACCGCGUCAAGAACCUGCACUUGGCGGACUGCCUUCGCGCCAACAAGUCGACAUCCGCCUGGGGUGUUGAGGCCCGUGUGCCCUUCCUUGACAAGGAGUUCCUCGAGGUCUCCAUGAACAUCGACCCGGAGGAGAAGCUCAUCAAGCGCGAUCAGGGCCGCAUCGAGAAAUACAUUCUCCGCAAGGCCUUUGACACCACUGACGAGCCGGACGUGACCCCCUACCUCCCCGACGAGAUCCUGUGGCGCCAGAAGGAGCAGUUCUCCGAUGGUGUUGGAUACGGAUGGAUCGAUAUCCUCAAGGACACUGCCGCGGCGCAAAUCACAGACGAGCAGAUGGCCCACCCCAAGGCCGAGUGGGGCAGCGACAUCCCGGACACGAAGGAGGCAUACUGGUACCGCUUGAUGUUCGACGAGCAGUUCCCGCAGCAGUGCGCCGAGACGGUGAUGAGGUGGACUCCGAAGUGGUCCAACCAGACGGAUCCGUCUGGCCGUGCCAUCGCCACCCACGUCGCCCGGUACGACGAUGCUGCUACCGUUGCCGCUUAGUUAGAGAGCGCGGGAGAAGAAAAAAGGGUUGGGGAGUUUUUUUUUUUUUUUGGUUGGUUGGUUGGUUGGUGCUGGCUGGUGCUGGUUCGCAGAUUUUGUAUCAAAUUGUACCGUUAUGUAGUAUGGGAUGGGAUAGGGCGGGUUGGAUCGGGUUGGGUCGGGUUGGGGUUUUGUCGAUAUAUGUAUGAAACGUCUGCUAUGUUUGAGGUGGAAAUGGUUGGGGUUUCUUGGUUCAAAUUAGAAGUUUUUGCUCCUGA